AUGACAGGCAAAACCAAUAACAGAAGCCCAGUCAAAGAGAUUCAUCUGAAAGGGGUAGGGGCCAGUAAAUGGCUCAUCUAUUUCUCCAGGACAGAUAUCUGCGUUUGGGCCGGCACCACAGUAACACUUCCAUGUCGCUAUGAUUACCCCUCACCCAACAGCGCAACACAGGUGAUGUGGUUCCACAUCUCCACAGAGGGCAGACGGGAUAUUGCCUACCAUGCUGACGGAAAUCUGCUGAGCGCCUCGUACAAGGACAGGGUCAAGUACAUGGGGGGGUACAAAAGAUGCAGUCUACAGAUUACGAAUGUGAAGCUGAGCGACGCAGGAAUGUAUCAUUUCAGAUUUGAAACAGAUCACCAACAGGGCAGAUGGACCUCUCCUGAUUCAGUCAGUCUCUCCGUCACAGAGCUUCAUGUUCAUGUGCAUCCAGCGAGAAUCGGCAACAUAUUUGCUGCUGGGGAGACUGUGAUCCUGAGCUGUGUGGCUCAAGGCUGUGCUGCUUCUGGCAGGUACUAUGCUCUCUAUCGGAAUGGACUCAGCUUAGGACAGUCAAACAAGCUGUCAGCUAUCUAUAACUUUGACAGCCAGCAUGUAGGUACCUACACCUGCCGCCCAAUCCCACCUCAAAAUGUGCAGUCACCGGGAGUUACCCUGGCUCUUGGCUAUACGCCUCGCUACACCACAGUGCAGAUGACCCCUCGAGAGGCGCUCAGGGAGGGCGACUCGGUGACUCUGACCUGCAGCAGUGAUGGAGCUCCGCCAGCAGAGAGUUUUGCCUGGUUUAAGGAGGGAGAGAGUGGCAGCGUGCCAGACAGCUUUAAACCUGAGCUGAGACUGUGGAAUUUAGACUACAUGGACCAUGGAGAGUACUUCUGUGUGGCCCGCAACACACUCGGCACAGACCGGUCCAGACCGCUUUUAGUAAAUGUCACCUACUCCCCAAAGAACACCAGAAUUGUGGUCAGUCCUACAGGAGAUAUCAUGGAAGGGGUUGCUGUCAAUCUGACCUGCAGCAGCAACGCCAACCCUCCUGUGCUGAAAUAUACCUGGUACAAAGUGAACGGCGGUCAGCCCUGGACCACAGGCUCUGUGCAGAAUCUCACCUUCCACAGCGUGCAUUCCUAUCAUGCUGGACAGUACUACUGCACUGCAUGGAAUGCUUUUGGCAUGGGAACAUCGACAACAAUUACAUUUGCGGUGCUUUAUGCCCCCAAAAACACCUCUGUACUGGCUCGUCCCUCCACUGUGAUCGAAGCAGGCAGCUCGCUGACGCUAACCUGCAGCAGUCAGGCCAAUCCGACAGUGGAGAACUACACCUGGCACCGGAUCAAUGCGGCUGACGCCUGGGAAACUCGAUCGGGUCCCAGCUACACCAUUGCUGAGGUCAGCCCUGGAGCCAGCGGCCAGUACUACUGCGAGGCCCGCAACCGCAUUGGAGCGCACAGCUCCCCUGUCCUGACAGUGAAAGUUCGAGGCCGACUGAAGCUGAUUGCACUGGCGUCUGCAGUGGGCGUGUCUAUUGGACUGAUCUCCUUAACUGUGGUCGUCAUGAUCAGUAAAAACAUGCAUCGUGUGGAAACUGAAUAUUUGGAGGAAGAAAAACAGGAGGAGCCAGAAGAGAUGUACGAAAGAAACCACCCUUCCAUCGUCCCGCUGAAAGAAGCUGCUCCGAGCACUGAAGAACCUGGGAAAAUCAACUAUAUUACGGUGCAUUAUUCACACAUGCCCAGUCUGGAUCAGGUGAAGGUCACAAACAUACCUCCAGAUGGUGAGAAGAAACUCAAAGACGGGCCUGAUGUUGUUUAUACUGUUCUCAGGAUGCAGCCAAGAGACAGGACUGCAAAAUCUGGAAUUUGA
This is a messenger RNA of Xyrauchen texanus (razorback sucker), 1860 nucleotides long. Its product is annotated as B-cell receptor CD22-like. The record is from RefSeq and is a predicted model, not a curated record. Bases 1 to 1860 code for a protein of 619 amino acids. Lineage: Eukaryota; Metazoa; Chordata; Actinopteri; Cypriniformes; Catostomidae. The transcript is spliced from 10 exons.